Dendroctonus ponderosae (mountain pine beetle) is the source of this 560-nucleotide messenger RNA. RefSeq names its product autophagy protein 12-like (gene Atg12). Gene Ontology annotation, cellular component: phagophore assembly site membrane; Atg12-Atg5-Atg16 complex; cytoplasm. The record is from RefSeq and is a predicted model, not a curated record. The transcript is spliced from 3 exons. The coding region runs from base 105 to 470 and encodes 121 amino acids. Gene Ontology annotation, biological process: autophagy of mitochondrion; C-terminal protein lipidation; nucleophagy. NCBI's taxonomy places the organism in Eukaryota, Metazoa, Arthropoda, Insecta, Coleoptera, Curculionidae.
GACAUUGACAUACAGACUACAAAUGUAAACAUUUAUAGCAGUAGCAGCUAUUGAUUGAGUCUUUACUUGUCUCUAUCUAUGGAUUGAGUCCAAAUAAGAGAGAAAUGAGUCAGCCCGAAUCGCUUGCUGGGGUUCAAGAGGCGGAAAAUGCCCUCAAGUCUUUGCAAAUUGGAGCAGAAACUGACGCAAAGAAAGGCGAUAAACUCAAAGUGGAUAUACUCCUCAAGCCCACAGGCAAUGCCCCCAUAAUGAAGAAAAAGAAGUGGACAGUGGAAAGCGACAAGCCAGUGGGGUGGAUUAUCGAGUUUGUAAAAAAGUACCUCAAGCUGGACUCUAAUGAGAAACUGUUUGUUUAUGUGAACCAAACUUUCGCUCCUGCUCCAGACCAGACUGUGAAGAACCUUUACGAGUGCUACAAUGCGGACAACAAACUAGUUCUCCACUACUGCACUACACAGGCUUGGGGCUAAUUCACAGCCAGAAUGAUAUUGUACAUACUUUUACUCUUAUAUCCUUAAUAGUUCACUUGCCGCAUUUACCAUUAGAAAACUUCAACACCA